Messenger RNA from Lytechinus variegatus (green sea urchin), 1770 nucleotides. RefSeq names its product thioredoxin-like. The record is from RefSeq and is a predicted model, not a curated record. Lineage: Eukaryota; Metazoa; Echinodermata; Echinoidea; Temnopleuroida; Toxopneustidae. Bases 124 to 480 code for a protein of 118 amino acids. The transcript has 5 exons.
CUCGCAUUGCAUUCUCCUAUCUCACACACAAGAUCGCAUCGGCAUAUAGACAGAAACACAAUCGCGAGUGGGUUUUCAUCUAACCUCGACAUUUGAGAAUUUAUCAAGUUUCUUUGGGCAAACAUGACUCAAACCCCGCAUCAAACUGCUGAUUCUUUUAUUUGUCUCCACAAUCGGCAAGAGUUUGACAAUGUACUCUCAACCUCUGCAAACAAACUGGUUGUAAUAUACUUCAGCGCACUUUGGUGUGGGCCAUGUCGUUCUGCACUCCCGGAGUUUAAAUCUGUUUCGAAAGAUCCGGAUUUCUCUGUCGAUGUUGUGUUCUGUAAAUGUGAUGUCGACGAAGUGUCAGAAAUAGCAGAAGAAUGUGAAGUCCAGUGUAUGCCAACAUUCUGCUUCUUCAGAGACCAAGAAAAGAUUGACUACUUUUCUGGUUCCUGCAAGGGAAGGCUGAGAGAAUACAUCACAAAACACAAGUAACCAUGUCAACACAGUUGAUGAUGACAUCUAUUUUUUUGUGAGAAGUAUAGAAUAUACAUGUAUAAGUGAUAUUUUUGGGCUAGUGUGUAUUCCAAUAUCAAUGCACGGAUUGUGAGUUAAAUGUUUUUUUUUUUUUAGAAAUAGGGCACACUGACUGGUCAUUAUAUGCUGUAACACAUGUUGAGAGAGCAAUUUAAAUGGCAUCUAGAUUGCGAUGUAGAUGCUUUUAAUAACUCGAUAAACAUAAAUUAGUAUAAAUACUAUACAUUAUAUCAGUACUGUUGAAUGAAUGCUUCAUGUACAUUAGUUCUGCACGAACAAUUAUAAACAAAAUUUGUGCCACCCUACAUGUACCUUGUUGUAGUAUGCUUCAAACCUGGUGACAUUGCAUAUUUUUAUUAAUAAUAAUAAUAGUCAGUUUUUAUAUAGCGUAUAAAACAUGAUGAAUACGUCUCUAAACGCUUCAAAAAUAAAGAAGACAAAACGAUGUGUCGACAAGUUCUCUUUAUGGAGCUCAGGUGCAAUUUGAAUAAGUAGGUUUAAGGGCUGUUUUGAAGUUGUCAACUGAAUCAGUUGUUUUCAGGGAAUUCCUUUUUCAUUAUACAGUGCAUAUCAAUAAAAAAGUUUACACUUUGAUGAAAAAGUCUUUCGAAAAAUAAGAAUUAAAAACAUGGGGAUGAUUUUUUUUCACAUAUUAGAUGUCAGUAUGUCAGUUGUUGACAGAAUAUUAUGCUUGAGUGAGCACUGCCCACUUUUUAAAAGCUUGUAAAAAUUUUUUUUUUGCAGCCUGAGAAAUGCUGAUUUUUUACUCUGGUAAAAAGCAAAAUGACUUGCUAUUUAUCCAUGUUUCUAUGUUAUGAUCUUUGAUCAUUAAAUUUCAGGAUUUUCUGGCCUGGGCCCUGCAAUACAAAUAACUGUGAUCAAUUCAAUCAGUGUUUACUUUGGAAAGCUGUGAAUGUCAAUUCUUCAUCGAGGAGGUAUCUUAAGUAAUUUUUUAAAAGUAUAAAUUGGUAUCUAGAUGAAGCUCUUUUGGCUUUCCAUAGUUAAAAUUAUUGGAAUCAUAAACAAGGCCCAUGCCCUUUUGAGUGAAAUUAAAAUGUAUUAUUAGAAUUGAAAACAUGGUGAUAUAUAUUUGCACGGUAUACAUUUUGAUCAUGUUAGCUGAUUGAUGCAGACUACUUUUAUUUCCUUAAAGGAAAAUAGUGUAUCCUGACUGGUGUAUUGUAUAUAUUUGGUUUCAUUUGUAUCAUUUGCAUGUAUCUACAUUUUUAUUUGAAAACAAUAUGCUAU